CCCCCACGUCCGGUUUUGGCCCUUUCUCUUCUAAAGAAGAUUUCCCUGAUGGCGUGAGUGCUUGCGCUGUCAUGGGGUAUGGUGCGUAUCCUCGCCGAGCUGGGCGGCGUCCUAGCGCAGUCCGCAGUGCAGAUAGCUCGGAACCGCGCACUUCCUCGGCAUUCCACGACCGCGGUGCCACAUGGGUCUUCGGAAGUGGGUGUUGGCGGCGCUCCCGAGAGGCCCCACGCCCCCGGAAGUGCUUGCUCCUCGCGCUUCCGGCAGGCUCCGCGGCUCCGGAAGUACAUGCUCUUGUGUUCCGGGUGGGUAGUGCAGCCAUGGACCCACCCCGCAGCCCCAUCCCGGCCGUCGGAUCGCUUUCCCCCGCCGAGUCUCCCCCGGCCUCAGUGACCCUGGCGCAGCUUCUACAGCUGAUGCAGAGUGGCCAGGAACUCCCGGGUCUAGAGAAGCGCCACAUCACGGCAACCAACGGCGACCCCACGGCAUCCCGGCUCCCGCGGAGGCCAAAGCCCUGGGAGGCCACCGCCCCGCCGCCAUCGGGCUCCUGAGACCUGGUCCCGGGGGGGCCCAGAUCCUGAGCGACAGUGCCCCGCACGGACUUGGGACUCUGCUAACCGGCCACACUAUCUUUUAUGGGUUUGUCCUGGCCAGACGCAACCGGACUGGAAUCUCCCCGGGGCGGCCCGCUGCUCGGACUCUGGACUAGAUAAGAUUCUCAGUUAAAAAUAAAACCCUGCUCCAACGGUAUCAGCUACCGGAAAGAGCUUCCAGCUUCA
Messenger RNA from Cavia porcellus (domestic guinea pig), 776 nucleotides. It is a transcript of the gene Pex39, whose product is annotated as chromosome unknown C6orf226 homolog. Bases 72 to 548 code for a protein of 158 amino acids. Lineage: Eukaryota; Metazoa; Chordata; Mammalia; Rodentia; Caviidae. The transcript has a single exon. The record is from RefSeq and is a predicted model, not a curated record.